Messenger RNA from Camelina sativa (false flax), 1278 nucleotides. The record is from RefSeq and is a predicted model, not a curated record. NCBI's taxonomy places the organism in Eukaryota, Viridiplantae, Streptophyta, Magnoliopsida, Brassicales, Brassicaceae.
AAAGGAAAUAUACAAAAAAAUGAACAAUAAUAACUCAAAAAUAUGGGAUAUAGAAGCAACUGCACGAUUACAUUUGUAGCCUUCGUGGCAGCUCUUUGGGGGGUUACAACAGCACAGCCCAGCGGGUCAUGCGUGAGCACUUUGACCACCCUCUCUCCGUGCCUCAGCUACGUCACUGGAAACUCAACCACUCCCUCACAGAGUUGCUGCUCUCAGCUUGACUCUGUUAUCAAAUCUUCGCCGCAGUGCAUUUGUUCAGCCGUCAACAGUCCGAUCCCCAACAUAGGCCUUAACAUUAACCGCACACAGGCGUUGCAGCUCCCCAAUGCCUGCAACAUUCAGGCGUCUCCCCUCAAUCAAUGCAACGAAGCCACUGGUCCAACAGCACCUUCACCGGCGGAGGAAACCACAGCCCCAGGUGUAACACUUACCCCUACCUCGUCUCCGGGUGCUCGUUCAGGAGUUAAAGGUGGUUCCAAGAUAACUCCCUCCGCUGAUUUCGGCUCGUCUACCGGGAACGUCCACCGCGUGCCGCAGCAUCUUCUUAUGUUUGCUGUAUGUGUAUUUGUGGUGUGCACCUCUUAUUUUCGUUAAUUAACUCUGAGAGUUCAUGUAUUUGAGAUUUUCAUUUUACUUACUGCUGUGCCAUGUUGAUAAGUAACUGAGAUCUAUUUGCAUUGCUAUAAAUUUUCUGUUGAUUGGAUCGAAUAACUGGAUUAAUGGUUGCAUAUGAAGCAACAACUCCAGUUAAAAAACGAAAAUUCUGGAAAGACCAAAAGAAAUUGCACACCAGUUAAAUAAACCCACUUUUUGGGGUUCCAGAAUUAAGUGGAACUUCACCAAGUUCUUGGUCAGCAAAGAUGGCUUAGUGAUUGAUCGUUACAGCACAAUGGUUACACCGCUAUCAAUCGAGAAAGACAUCAAGAAAGCUCUUGAAGAGGCUUGAAACAACAAGGGGGUUUAUUUUCAAUGUAAAUUGCAGCUUUUUGUGAAGUUUUUUUUUUUUUUUUUUUGUUCAUUUUCCUUUCGGACAAGUUUCUCUGUUUGGUGGGAUAUAAAAAGAAAUUGCUUGUUUCGGGAGAGUAGGUUGUUGUUUUUCAUUUUUUUAGCAGAAGUAGUAACACAUGUUAAUCCUACGAGAGUGAUAAAAUUUAUCUGGCCAAUCCAGUCCGAAGUUAAUAGUUAGAGGGUUAUGUGGAAAGUAAUGGUAGAAAAAUCAUAAUUUAAAAGAAUCGUUUGUAAUUCAUCCUACUGCUAUUUGACUGAAAAAUUUAUUUA